Messenger RNA from Penicillium verhagenii, 1416 nucleotides. RefSeq names its product MFS transporter. Bases 1 to 1416 code for a protein of 471 amino acids. Gene Ontology annotation, molecular function: transmembrane transporter activity. The record is from RefSeq and is a predicted model, not a curated record. Gene Ontology annotation, biological process: transmembrane transport. Lineage: Eukaryota; Fungi; Ascomycota; Eurotiomycetes; Eurotiales; Aspergillaceae. The transcript has 5 exons.
AUGGAGAUAAUUUCGAAACAAGAGACGCAAUGUCGGACUCGGGAAACUCAUUCGCCGAAGGAAUUCGAGCAUCCUUUUGAUUUUGCGCUGUUGCGAAAGCUGCACAUUGUAGUUGCGGGUGUAUAUUUUGUCUUUAACAGCUCGCUUGGAUCUUCUAUCGCGUCCGGAGCCCACGAUGAGCUGGCCACCGAUUUCAAUAUCCCCAGCGAUAGCAUCAAAAUGGUUCUUCCAACGUCUCUUUAUAUGGCUGGUUUCGCGAUAGGCCCUGUCAUUUUUGGUCCUUUGAGUGAACAUUAUGGCCGCAAACCUGUUCUGGUUUCAACAUUCGCCAUCUAUCUCAUCUUCAUGAUGGCAUGCGCAUUGGCACCGAACUUUCCGGCCCUUCUUAUCUUCCGGUUCUUCUGUGGUUUGGGAGGAUCAGCACCAAACGCCGUGUUGGGCGGCCUUUUCUCGGAUAUUUACGAAAACCCCCAUCACCGCGGGCUGGCGAUGUCGUGGUUCAUGUUUGCGACUACUUUCCCACCACUUUUGGGUCCUAUUAUCUCUGGUUUCAUCUCCACCAUCACAUGGAGAUGGACCUUCUGGGCGGGUCUGCUUAUUGCUGCACCCGGUAUGCCCCUCUUGGUCACCAUGCCUGAGACAUAUGUCCCUGUUCUGCGUCAAAGAAGCAGAACAUCCGACGAGAAAGAAGGAAUUGUACACAAACCUACCACGAACGCCGGUGCGGGACUAUCUGUCAUUCUCUGCCGUCCGUUCCUGAUGUUCACACGAGAGCCGAUUGUCUUCUGCUGCUCGAUGUAUCUCGCUCUCAUUUAUUCCAUAUUGUACCUGUACUUCCAGGCAUAUCCCAUCAUUUUCCAAGAUCUAUAUGGCCUAUCAGCAGGUGUAGGCGGACUAGCUUUCCUUCCAAUCCUCCCCGGAUCCAUCCUCGCGUUUAUCGUAUUCUUCCUGUACAGCGGAUACCACAGCAAAGCCCUAGCCGCUGGCCACCGCUGGGCAACAUCAGAAGAAUACCGACGCCUCCCACUAGCCUGCGUCGGGGCGCCCGGAAUCCCAAUCGCCCUGUUCUGGCUCGGAUGGUCCGCAAAGCUCUCCAUCAACCCCGUCAUGCCCAUGAUGUCGGGAAUCUUUUUCGGAUUCGGCUACCUUCUCAUCUUUAUCGCGCUGCUCAAUUACUUGACGGACGCGUAUAAGCAGUUUUCUGCUUCGGCCUCGGCGGCCGCGAGCACCUUGCGAUCAUUCUGCGCCAUCUUCCUUCCCAUGGCUGCUAAUCCCAUGUAUACGAAACUGGGGAUCGAUUGGGCGAACUCGCUGCUUGGGUUCUUUUCUAUAGCAAUUGCUGUUGUUCCGUUUGUCUUUAUCAAGUAUGGGGCUUGGAUUCGGGCGAAUAGCAAGUUCGCGCAGCAGGCUCAAUAG